This is a messenger RNA of Salvia hispanica, 1425 nucleotides long. It is a transcript of the gene LPA3, whose product is annotated as Low PSII Accumulation 3. NCBI's taxonomy places the organism in Eukaryota, Viridiplantae, Streptophyta, Magnoliopsida, Lamiales, Lamiaceae. The record is from RefSeq and is a predicted model, not a curated record.
UCACCAUUUCCGCACACACUCACACAAACACUGCAUCCAUCAGCUUCGAUGGCCGUUCACGCGGCCGCCGUGAUCUCCGCUGCUACCAAAAUCGCCUUCUCUUCUGCCGAAAUCUCUCAUCAGCAGAUCGCCUUUCUAUCUCACUCCUCUCAUUCUUCUCUUCUCAAAUUCACCGCAGCAAAUGCCCAAUGCGACAAGAGGAGGUUCAUCACCGCAAAAGCUACCAAAUCUGAAUCUGGAGUCAACCCCAAGGUCGGCGUUGCCGUCUACAAGCCUAGAUCGUAUCAAGUCCUCGUCUCGGAUGCCGCCAAUUCUCUUUUCAGUGCUCUGCAAGAUGGAAAAACACGUAUGGAGAUCGAUUUCCCUCCAUUGCCUACCAGCGUAUCUUCUUAUAAGGGUUCAUCCGACGAUUACAGUGAUGCCAACAUUGAACUUGCAUUAGCUGUUAUCAAGAAGCUGCAAGAGAAGCAAGAAACAAGAGCAUGCGUUGUAUUUCCUGAUAAACCAGAAAAGCGCAGGGCAUCAGAGCUUUUUAAAGCAGCUCUUGACUCGAUUGAUGGUGUAACUAUUGGGUCCUUGGAUGAUGUACCUAGUGGCCCUGUCACCUCAUUUUUUAAAUCCAUACGAGACACUUUGGAUUUCGACUUUGUUGAUGAAAAUGAAGAUCGUUGGCAACCCGACAAACCUCCAUCACUUUAUAUGUUCAUCAAUUGUAGCACUCGCGACUUGUCCGAUGUAGAGAAAUAUGUGGAAAAAUUUGCCUCUUCUACCCCAACUGUACUCUUCAACCUGGAACUGGACACGUUACGUGCUGAUCUGGGAAUUAUAGGAUUUCCUAGCAGAGACUUGCACUUUCGGUUUCUUUCUCAAUUCAUCCCCAUUUUCUACAUACGAAUUAGAGAGUAUUCAAAGACAGUUGCAGUGGCACCUUAUUUGGUGAACUACAGUGGAGCAUUGUUCCGUCAGUAUCCAGGGCCAUGGCAAGUCAUGUUGAAGCAAGGGGACAACUCGUACGCUUGCGUAGCAGAAAGUAGUAGCCGUUUCACUCUCAGUGAAACCAAGGAAGAACUUCUGAGAGUGCUCGGACUCAAGGAGGAAGAAGGAAGCUCGCUCGAGUUCCUCCGGAGAGGCUACAAGACUGCAACUUGGUGGGAAGAAGAUGUAGAGACAGAACUAUCAUCUGAAUGGCGUAGUUGAAUAUGAACAACGAAAAGUAAUGGAAAUCAUAUUAUACACGAAAGAAUAGCAUGGAGACCUUCAGCAAGAAACGACAAGAUUGAUAUCACCUCUAUCCCAACCUCAUUUCUUAUUGGAUUUAUAUAUAUACAUCACAUAUCUGUGUAUAAUUUAUCAUCUACUAGUACAAUGUAAGAGCAUUUUUGCAACACUAGAUUUGCAUAUUGUUUCCUUUCCACAUUUACUUAA